Messenger RNA from Drosophila innubila, 2749 nucleotides. It is a transcript of the gene Lim3, whose product is annotated as LIM/homeobox protein Lhx4. The record is from RefSeq and is a predicted model, not a curated record. Gene Ontology annotation, cellular component: nucleus. NCBI's taxonomy places the organism in Eukaryota, Metazoa, Arthropoda, Insecta, Diptera, Drosophilidae. Gene Ontology annotation, biological process: regulation of transcription by RNA polymerase II; neuron differentiation. The transcript has 8 exons. Gene Ontology annotation, molecular function: DNA-binding transcription factor activity, RNA polymerase II-specific; RNA polymerase II transcription regulatory region sequence-specific DNA binding. The coding region runs from base 485 to 2080 and encodes 531 amino acids.
CUCGUAUUGUCGCACAAUCGAACCGAAGCAACGAAACCAAAGAAACCGCCGUGCGUUUCGCUCGUCUGAUAAGAAAAAUCGACGCGUCAGGCAACGACGACAGCGGCGACGGCAACGGCGCUUUACACAGUGCCAGUGCCAGUGCCAGUCUCCAUGCAAGUGCCAGUUCUUAAACAGUCAACUAACCAACCGACCAACCGACCAACCAACCAACCAAACAACCGAGCGAUCCAAUCUCGCGCUAUCUAAAGACAGUGCCGCCUGCAUCAAAUGCAAGUUAAUGCAACUAGCUAAUUGAAAUCUAACAACGGCAAAGUGCCUGCUUCAAUAUAACGCAUACGACACGUGUGACAAUCCGCCCAAAAGCAUAAAAAAAUAAUAAAAAAUAAUACGAAAAUUGAAAAUUGCAAAAUCUAAAUUUUCGGCAAAUAUUGUGUGCAGUGUUGUUGCUGUUGGUUGUUGUUGUUGCUGUUGUUGAGCGUGCAUGCAAUUGGCUUUAGAGAUGAUGCAAACCCUGAAACCGCCACCGCCGCUGCAUCAACAUCAACAUCAUCAUCAGCCACAGCCACAGCAUCUGUCAGUCAUGGAUAAUCACCAGCAUCCGCAUCCGCAUCAGCAACAUAUACAUCAACAGCAACAGCAGCAGCAACAACAACAACAAUUGCCACCCACGCCGCAGGCAUCGCACCUGCUCGCUGGACAGCACAAUCAUCCACAACUUGGUGGAGUUGGCGUCGGAGUUGGAGUCGGUGUCGGCGGCGUGCUGCCUGUCGACCAUGAUGACCCAAAUCCCGAGCUGGUGCUCGCUUUAAUUUCAAGGAAUCGAGCGCUUGAGGCUACGAUACCAAAGUGUGGCGGCUGCCACGAACUGAUCCUGGAUCGCUUUAUACUGAAGGUGCUGGAAAGGACAUGGCAUGCGAAGUGUUUGCAGUGCAGUGAAUGCCACGCCCAAUUGAACGACAAGUGCUUCGCACGGAAUGGACAAUUGUUCUGCAAGGAAGACUUCUUCAAGUCGAACAGACGUUAUGGUACAAAGUGUUCCGCUUGUGAUAUGGGUAUACCGCCAACGCAGGUGGUACGCCGCGCCCAGGAUAAUGUCUAUCAUCUGCAGUGCUUCCUCUGCGCCAUGUGCUCCCGCACCCUCAACACCGGCGAUGAGUUCUAUCUGAUGGAGGAUCGAAAGCUCAUCUGCAAGCGUGACUACGAGGAGGCCAAGGCGAAGGGUCUCUAUUUGGAUGGCUCCCUGGACGGUGAUCAGCCGAAUAAACGGCCCCGCACAACAAUCACCGCCAAGCAGCUGGAGACUCUGAAAACCGCAUACAACAAUAGUCCGAAACCCGCCCGACAUGUACGUGAGCAACUGUCGCAGGACACGGGUCUGGACAUGCGUGUAGUUCAAGUCUGGUUCCAGAACAGACGCGCCAAGGAAAAACGACUGAAAAAGGAUGCAGGACGCACGCGCUGGAGUCAAUACUUCCGCUCCAUGAAGGGCAACUGCUCGCCCCGCACUGACAAAUUCCUGGACAAAGAUGACCUCAAAGUCGACUACGACAGCUUCAGUCAUCAUGAUCUUAGCAACGAUAGUUAUAGCACCGUCAAUUUGGGUCUGGACGAGGGCGCCUCGCCGCACAGCAUACGCGGUUCCUACUUGCACGGCAGCUCGAGUCCUUCACAGUAUCCGCCGAGCAGUCGCUCUCCGCCUGCGGUGGGUCAAAGCCACACGUUCGGCUCAUAUCCAGACAAUAUUGUGUACACAAAUAUUGAUCAUGCUGUGGGUUCUAGCCUGCAUCCAAGCAAAACACAUCAACGCCUGCACAGUAGCAACAAUGUUUCAGAUUUAAGCAACGAUUCUAGUCCCGAUCAGGGAUAUCCUGACUUUCCUCCCAGUCCCGACUCCUGGCUCGGUGAUUCGGGGAGUACCAAUAAUACCAGCAUUAAUAAUAACAACAAUGCAAACAGUAAUAAUAAUAAUAAUAACAAUAACAAUAAUAACAACAGCCACAGUGCGGGCAGUGGGCCAACGUCCAAUUCAAAUGCCACCGCAACUCCAAAUCCAUCAACGCCCGGCGUCCAUUACUGAUACUCAAAAUUACUUUUGCGUUAUUUUGAAAUGCAGUCGCGGAAUUUUCUGCUCGCAGCUGCCCAACAACAACAGAAGCAUACAUCGCAGCAUUAGCAGCAAUAACAACAAUAACAACAACAUGAGCAGCAACAGCAACAGCUACCACAUCAGCGACGUGACGCCAUUUUGAAAGCUUUUGUGCACUUAACAGUGCUAAGCGGAAGAAAAGCUUAACAGUUAACAGUGCUGCCACAUGCAAGCAAGCUUUUUUAUUUUGACUGCAUUAAAGCAUAUUAUGCACUAAUUUUAUUACUUUUUACUAAUGUAACACAAUUUGCUCAACAAUUCCACUUAGUUAAAACUCAAAAAAAGGAAAUGAUUAAUAAUUAUAUGAUUAGCUUGAGUACAUAUGUAAGUACAUAGUACAUACAAUUACAUACCCACAUAAUGAUGAUCAUAAUGAUGUAUGGCUAAAUGUUAUUAUGAUUACAUCAAACCCUUGACCGCAUUUUGUUUAUAUAAUUUUUAAGCUUGAUAAUUUAGUGUAUGUAAAUAUUGUAUAUUUGUGUAUAGCGAAAGAAAAAAAAAUGAUAACUAAAUUUUAAAUUAAAUUAAGUCUGUAUAGGGUCAUACAAAGAAUGUGUGGGGGGAAGAAAGCACAAGAUUUAUAAGGCCGAACCCCAAAAA